UCUCUGAAUUUAUGUUAUCAAAAUUAUAAAGCUCCGUUCGACGAAGCCAUCGGGAUUGAUGGAGAACAAUCGUGAAAACCGUGCGCCAGCACACGACGAAGAUCCACUCAUCGAUCAGGCCCGUCGUCUACUUCAAAAUCUUUCCGACAACUGGGUGCCUCAUGAUGCAGAUUCCCGUGAUGAUCUCGACCUUUACAGUCCACCCUCUCCACUGUCCGAGCUGAGCUUCUCGUCCGAUUCGUUCGAAAGUGAUAUCUGCUACGUGCUACCGACGGGAGAUGCUGAUCCAAUUGUGGAGCUUCCCUCAACACCGAAGAAGGAUGCCCAGCGGUCGCGACACCCUUCGCAGGAGCAGAUCGUAUCCCCGCAAGUAAUUGGAGCAGUACUGGAGCACACCGGUACGGUGCUGAUGCAACGAUCACAAGACAACCGCCUGCCACAGCAGCUACGCGAGAUGCAAGCCCUGAUGCGCACCGAUGAGGAGUUACUUCUCGUGAAACAACCGAGCAUGAGAAAGAUGCUUUCACAGCCUGCGUUCAACAGUGAAACGAUCCGAAGGUUUCUCGAUCACUCCGAAACAAUGUUCAACUUGGCGCACGAUGCCAGCUCUGUUAGCGGCCAAAUGGAAGACAAUCGGGAGCCAGAAAGCUCUUCUAAACGAUUCCGUCCAAAGGGAAAAGCAGCAGACGAUGCCACAAAACCAAAGGAUGAGGAUGUGGUAGGCAACGAGUUCAUUGGAUGUUUUAGCCGCAACAACGACAUGGUGAUGUAUAAACGAACCUUAGUGGACCGUAACCCACAACCAAAUGAGGCAGAAACAUCGGAUGAAACUAGAACGUCGAUCGAUAACAUCGAUACACUGAUUGCCCAGCACGCAGAGUGCUUACAGGAAGCGGAAACGAUCAAGAAACCGUGGGUUCAGAUAUGUCGCACUGAUGAAGAUAAUCUUCUUGCUUUACUAACCUUUUCGGCGGAGUCUUCGGCUAUCCUGAAAACAUCGAAUGCAACACUGCAGCAAGCGGACACAAGCGGUGCACUGGAUAAAGCCAUCCUUCAGAUCUACCGCGAUGCCAUUAGCCGCCCAGAUGAGAUGAUAUCACUACAGACGGAAGAAAUGGAUGGGGUUAGCUCCAAAGUAAAGCAACAACCCGAUCAUCGACACGCGCACAAGCAUCGAGAGGAAGCAGAACAUGGUAACUCUCCUGGGUCAUCCAGUUUUGGCCUCGUCAUCAAUGAUUCGCAGAGUGGUAUGGUGCUACAGGGUUCGAGCAAGAAUUGGGCAAUGCAUCCUUUUGCCAGCCAUGCAGUAGAUAUCCUCAAGAACAUUCGACUGCUGGCCGAGGAGUACAUUCUGCGUGGCAGUGAAUCGUCGGUAUCGGUUCUACGGUUUGUGUCCCGCGUGAUCUCAGACAUCGUUCACUUCGAGUGCGGUGACGACGUGAGCCUGGAAUUUCGAAGUUUGUCACUUAUUCAAAAGAUCAAACAGAUCAUCGAUGAGCUUUUGUUUCCUCACGGUAAGGAGAGUGCACCUGCGAUGGUGAGAAACAUAAAACAUACGCUGGAGGAGAUACUGUGCUACGAACAUCAACGACGAACCAUCGAGACCCCAAGCGAGGCAUGGGCUAUCAUCUGUGAUACCUUUGAGCUGGUUGCUUGUGAGCUAGACCACGAAAUCGAGCGACCAGAAGUGUUUCUCGAGGCACUACAGUUGUGUCUUCAGGAGGUGGUGAAUCCUGCAGAUUACCAAGGAUUGCUCCGGGGUCAUUCCAGCGCGCUUACAAGGACAGUACAGCAGGCAUCCGGAUCGACAGAUCUACACAAGAGUACACCGUCCGUUGCAAGUCACUGUGCUGCUGGUUGUUGGAUGGCUUGGUUGCUGUUGAUCUUUUACUCAUUGGCAUCCUGGAUCAGAGCAAACUUGACUCAGUUUGUGAAUUUCAUUCUUCGAAGGCCGGCCGCCCCUGCGUGUCACUCGGUAUCGUUUCGACAAACCAUAACCGAAGACAGUAGCUCUAUCGUAAACGAGUUGCUAGUGAGGCGAGAACAUUUAAAUCAUGUCGUGGAGAUCCUGCGCGUGGCAGUGGCACGAUCGCUAUCAGCAAUGGACGAUAGUCAAGAAUCAAGCGACAACGAGUGUUCGAGCGAUGAGAACUGUCGGUCAGUAGGAGCUAGAACUGUCGAGCUUUGCACGAAGCUUCUACAAGGCGCCGGAAACGUUCAGCUACAGUGUUCUGAUUCUUCCAACAACAUUCACCUACAGCUGAACAGCAUUUCCGGUGAUUUAGUGAAACGACACGCGAACGAGUUCGACACGGUAAGCGGAAGUGUGCGUGAUCACGAGGGAAACGUGGUCGUGCUGUUUGAAGCUCAGCUUGUUGAUAUUGACUCACUGGACGCGGUUGAACCGAUCAUCGAGAAUGUUACCCGCGUCGAAAGGCUUUCGGAUUAUGGUGCAGAAAUCUCGGAAACAACUGUCGAAGCAUCUACGUUGCAAACAGCAGCGGAUCAGGAUGUUGAAGAAAAUGAAAUGAUCGCUGAUUCGGUGAUUGAAGAGCUAGUAUCCGAGGAGUGCAUGGACAAUGCUGGUCAGCAGGGAACAGCAACCACCGACGUUCCGUUGGCCUUGCCAAGCGAUAUGCUAGCAAGGUUAGAGCUAGCAGUGCAGGACUUACUUAAACCGCUAGCACUAUUGGUCCACCGUAUGUAUAGUCGUCUCAAUCUUAAUGAACAAUCCCUGGAGAUUUCAAAUAAUGACGGAACACCUGCUACAUCGAUCGCCGAGGUUGAGAAUGGUAUCGUCGAAUUGCAGAAAGCUGAUCAACUGUCCGUUCCGAUCACGGAAAAGCUCGAAGAGAUCCGUUCUCUGUUCCACGAUGCCAACGAUCGCCUGUCAAUCAUCGACAACGACGUUAGCGCCAUCAAGAUGCAGGUUAACAUUCUGCUUGAAGAACGACGACGGAUUUCCGUCGAAGGAUCAGGUUCCCAAGAUGAUAAUCAACGGGAAAAGACGCGAAGAUCAAUAAAACCACGAAAGAAUAACUCUCUGCCGAAUGGUUCUCGCAGUACGUGCUGUCAGACUGUGGCGAAGCAUACACCAACCUCAUCACACUACUGUCCGGUAGACAUCUACUCCUGCCAUGAAGUCGCACCGGAAGUGAUAGUCAUCCACUGGACUGUGGAUAAGGAUCUCCUGAGUUGCAUCGGUGGAUACCAGAUUUUUGUCGACGAUGUCCUACGCUCGGUAUGCUUUUCCAACAAACGAAGAACUGCUCUUAUUGGAGACAUCGAUCUUCAACAGCAGCAUCACAUCGUGCUGCACGCAACGCCUGAUCCGCUGACGAAGGAAGCACAAGUCAAGUGGGAGCCUGCAUUUUUCUUGUAUCAUCUUUAGCAGUAAUUUUUUUUAUG
Anopheles aquasalis is the source of this 3408-nucleotide messenger RNA. RefSeq lists its product as uncharacterized. The record is from RefSeq and is a predicted model, not a curated record. NCBI's taxonomy places the organism in Eukaryota, Metazoa, Arthropoda, Insecta, Diptera, Culicidae.